AUGAUUAGUGGUCAAGUUCAAUUAUCUACCACACUUAGACAACGCAAAAAAAGGGAGAAUGAAACUCCAGAACAACGUGAAUUGCGUUGUGAACGUGAUCGCAAAAAUAAAAAAAGGAAAAGACAGUUAGAAACUGAUGAACAACGUGAAGCACGUUUAGUUAGAGAACGUGAGCGAAGAAAAAUUAGACGCGUUAUAGAACCUGUUGCUGACCAUACGGAUCAUCAAGAAGAAAUUGCUGAAAUCAUUUCUGACAACACUGAAUCUGAAAUGAUUUCUGUUCUCAUUGAGUCAGACCCACUUUUAUAUAGUAUCUUAAGUGUUCAGCCAUUGUCAGAAGCUGACCGUGAGCUUCUACAAAAAUUUCGAGAUGAAAUGAAUAAUCUCAAACAUGAUUUGUGUCCAGCGAUGCACCUGAAGAAUUAA
Dentiscutata erythropus is the source of this 426-nucleotide messenger RNA. NCBI's taxonomy places the organism in Eukaryota, Fungi, Glomeromycota, Glomeromycetes, Diversisporales, Gigasporaceae. The record is from the annotation of a GenBank genome assembly.